Physeter macrocephalus (sperm whale) is the source of this 2172-nucleotide messenger RNA. It is a transcript of the gene WNT7A, whose product is annotated as Wnt family member 7A. Gene Ontology annotation, biological process: positive regulation of JNK cascade; cell fate commitment; canonical Wnt signaling pathway. NCBI's taxonomy places the organism in Eukaryota, Metazoa, Chordata, Mammalia, Artiodactyla, Physeteridae. Gene Ontology annotation, cellular component: extracellular region. Gene Ontology annotation, molecular function: cytokine activity; frizzled binding. Bases 18 to 818 code for a protein of 266 amino acids. The transcript is spliced from 3 exons. The record is from RefSeq and is a predicted model, not a curated record.
GGGUGGGCGAAGGAGGCAUGGAUGGAUGGAGGUUCAGGUGGCCUCUCACGCAAGGAAUCUGCGAUGGGAGCCGGGAGGCCGCCUUCACCUACGCCAUCAUCGCAGCCGGCGUGGCCCACGCCAUCACGGCUGCCUGCACCCAGGGCAACCUGAGCGACUGCGGCUGCGACAAGGAGAAGCAAGGCCAGUACCACCGGGACGAGGGCUGGAAGUGGGGUGGCUGCUCUGCCGACAUCCGCUACGGCAUCGGCUUCGCCAAGGUCUUUGUGGAUGCCCGGGAGAUCAAGCAGAAUGCCCGGACUCUCAUGAACUUACACAAUAACGAGGCAGGCCGAAAGAUCCUGGAGGAGAACAUGAAGCUGGAGUGCAAGUGCCACGGCGUGUCGGGCUCAUGCACCACCAAGACCUGCUGGACCACGCUGCCGCAGUUCCGCGAGCUGGGCUACGUGCUCAAGGACAAGUACAACGAGGCUGUCCACGUGGAGCCCGUGCGCGCCAGCCGCAACAAGCGGCCCACCUUCCUGAAGAUCAAGAAGCCACUGUCCUACCGCAAGCCCAUGGACACCGACCUGGUGUACAUCGAGAAGUCGCCCAACUACUGCGAGGAGGACCCGGUGACGGGCAGCGUGGGCACGCAGGGCCGAGCCUGCAACAAGACGGCCCCCCAGGCCAGCGGCUGCGACCUCAUGUGCUGCGGCCGCGGCUACAACACCCACCAGUACGCCCGCGUGUGGCAGUGCAACUGCAAGUUCCACUGGUGCUGCUACGUCAAGUGCAACACGUGCAGCGAGCGCACCGAGGUCUACACGUGCAAGUGAGCGGCGGGGCAGCGGCCCCACUGGCCGCACGCGGGGCGGCGAGGCCCGGACACUCUCCACGCCGCGGGCACGGCCCAGACCUCUGCAGCCGCGCUGAGCUUGUCUUGUCUGCUGUGGGGUCCCCUGCGGGGGACCCCUCCACGGCCCCGAGUUGUCCACGCCCCACCCAGCGCCGCUCCCUUGGCCCCAGACGCCGCCUGGGGCCUCCUUGGCCGGAGCAGAGCCUUCGCACCAGAAACUCUGGACUCCGGGGCCUCAAGAGAGCAAUAUUUAACAAUUUAUUCUGAUAAAAAAUAAUAUUAAUUUAUUUAAUUAAAAAGAACCCUUCCACCUCGUCGGGAUCCGUUUUCUGCAAUCAAAGUGGACCGCUUGCUUUCCUGUGGGAUAAUUCUGUCGCUAGGACAAGGAGCCGAGUAGAACUGUACAUAAUGAUUCUUUCUGCAGAUACUUCUACUAGUUGAUUUCGCAAGUACCCCCUUGCCGCACUAGAUGUUUAAGUGCAAGGGCAGACAUCCUGUAUACCUAUGUAGACAUAUACACACACACUUAUAUUUUUUUGCUGUUUGCUGCUAAUUCUCCAGAGAUUUAAGCUGGUCCAGAAAUGGAGACGUUUUCCAGGAUAGGUUUCCCCUCCUGCAGUCCUCCCCAGCGCAAACGUCACCAUUAGAAAAGUCCAGUUUGGAAUACAUAGAGAGAGGAAAGGUAAUACUAAAACUCCCAGCAGUUUCCAUCUUUUGGAAAGUGAGCCACUGGAUAAGAGAGAAUAUUUUGUAAGAGACUAUUUUUAUAUGAAUAUUUUAUUUAUAUUGAGUCUGCCUGUAUCAUUCCAUGGCUUGUGCUUCUUCUUAAUUCCAGUACUCCCUUUGGGGUGAGGAGGGGCGAGGCCUGGGUAUGGGGUCAGCCCCACGGGGACCCUCACAUGGCUGGGUUCUCAAGUUCUGUGGGCCACGUGGGCAGAAGCGGCCCCAGAUGCCUGGGCUGCAGUGUCAUCGGUAUCCCUAGGAAGGAAGCAGGUCCCUGGCCACAGCCUGCUGAGCUCAGGCCUUUUGAGCAGGGUCCCUGAGCAGUGACCUCGAGCUGAGCCACGGCAUCACGUGACCAUCACAGGGACAGGUCAUCGUCACUCAGCAGAAGCCAGCUAAGGGAUCCCGCUCCUCACCAGGCUGCCCUGCCUUUGCCGUGUAUCCUCAGUUAUGGGGCAGCAGAGCUGGGGUGAGGGGUCCCACGAGCAGCACUGAGUUAGUGGAUGGGUGGUUGGUGUCAUGGUCCCAGGGCAGAGGGAGGUGUGGAUGAGGCCUCUCUACACUGGGUCCAACUACAUCCAGUGCCUCUCAAUCUGGAAAGCUCUCCUCCA